UGUGACAGCAAUUGAAGAAGAAGUUUAUGCGGAUAAAAUUAAACUAGAUGUAUCAUUAUCAGAAGAACGAUAAUAGCAUUGUGCAUAUAGUUGAACCGUACUAAAUAGUUCCAAUUUCUGCAAACCACUACGGCAAUUGGUCAACAUUGAGAUAUCAUUUGCAGUGAACCAACAAACAGCUAGAUUGCCUUGUGUCAUCGUGGAGAAGCGGAAGAAGAAGAAGAAGAAGAAAAACCAACAACUCAGCUCGAAGCUCCAAGACCCACAGUGCUUAGGUGUGGUUUUGUUUUGUCGAAAUAUAGGGACGUUCUUAUCGGUAAAGAAUUCCUGCGCUUACGAGACGGAUGGCCUGUUUCUAACAGUCAGAUUAGGAAAAUAACGGUAUUAUCCUCAAAAAUAUCGGACUAAACGUUAUCCAUCGUGUUCGUGUGUGUAUCCAGCAGUAAAUAAAAGGGUCCAAAAAUGACCGGACGACUUCCAGCUUGUGUGAUUGAUGUAGGAACUGGGUACACGAAACUUGGGUUUGCAGCGAACAAGGAACCACAGUUCAUCAUCCCUUCCGCUAUUGCGAUCAAAGAGUCGGCCAAAGUAGGCGAUCAAAGUGCACGCCGUGUGACCAAAGGAGUCGAGGACUUGGAUUUCUACAUCGGCGAUGAAGCGUUCGAUGCGACUGGAUACUCGGUGAAGUACCCCGUUCGCCAUGGGCUGGUCGAAGAUUGGGACCUGAUGGAGCGGUUUCUGGAGCAGUGCAUUUUCAAAUAUCUUCGCGCGGAACCGGAGGACCACCACUUUCUGCUUACCGAGCCGCCACUAAACACGCCGGAAAACCGGGAGUACACUGCCGAAAUCAUGUUCGAAACGUUUAACGUACCGGGGCUGUACAUUGCGGUGCAGGCGGUGCUCGCACUGGCGGCCAGCUGGGCAUCGCGCCCGGUCGAGGAGCGGACGCUGACCGGCAUUGUGGUGGACAGCGGUGACGGCGUCACGCACGUCAUUCCCGUAGCGGAGGGGUACGUGAUCGGAUCGUGCAUCAAACACAUUCCUAUUGCGGGGCGCAACAUUACCUCGUUCAUUCAGAGCUUGCUGCGCGAGCGCGAGGUGGGCAUUCCGCCUGAGCAGAGUCUGGAGACGGCCAAAGCGAUUAAGGAACGGUACAGCUACAUCUGUCCGGACAUUGCGAAAGAGUUUGCCAAGUACGAUGCGGAACCGACCAAGUGGAUGCGCCACUACGAGGGCAUCAAUGCAAUCACGAAGCAGCCGUUCGGUGUGGACGUCGGGUACGAGCGGUUCCUGGGGCCGGAAAUUUUCUUCCAUCCCGAGUUUUCCAACCCCGACUUCACGACACCGUUGUCGGAAAUCGUAGACACGGUCAUACAGAACUGCCCAAUCGAUGUGCGAAGACCGCUGUACAACAAUAUCGUGCUGAGCGGUGGGUCGACAAUGUUCCGUGAUUUUGGACGUCGUCUGCAACGAGACAUAAAGCGAAGUGUCGAUGCUCGUCUGAGAAUUAGUGAAAAUUUAAGCGAAGGAAGAAUAAAGCCAAAACCAAUUGAUGUGUCGGUGAUAUCGCAUCAUAUGCAACGAUACGCCGUCUGGUUCGGAGGUAGCAUGCUGGCUUCCACGCCCGAAUUCUAUCAAGUGUGUCACACAAAAGCUGCCUACGAAGAGUACGGGCCUGGUAUAUGCCGCCAUAAUCCAGUCUUUGGAACCAUGACAUAAGGAAAAGCGGAUGUUUAGCGUGAAUACAGAACACAUUGGCGUUAUAGUGAAUCGUGCCCAUCCAAUGCAACGCGUCAGGUUCGGUAUCUUAAACGAAUGGUGAGAAAAUUGAACAAACUGCUAAAUAGAAACGACUUGAAGUCUUUUCUAAAAAAAAACACACAUACAUUAUUUACCAAAAGUAAUCCCCAUUAAAAAUCGUUACGUUCGUUUGCUUCCACAGCAAACCGGUAAACUAGAAGUGUAAGCCCGCGAUUAGGAAGCAUUUCAAACGUUUUGUAUUUUUUUUAUACUUUAUACAUACAGUUCCAUUCGUUAGGCAAUUGCGCAAUCGUUCCCUGCCAAUUCAUUUCUCUUCUUUGCUUGUAUGCAUGCAGGUCCGUAAUUUUAUCACCAGCUUAAAAGAAAACAAUGAAAAAAUGCUUCUAUCAUAACAGUAUGUAAUAAAACGACGGUUCGAAACAUUAAACAACUACAUUGCAACGAGUAUUAUCGGAGCAGAUGGAAUGCAUGCAUGCAACUCGGAAGUAUCGAAAUAAACUGCAUUUUUUUGUUAAUUUUUUAAAUCAUCAUUUUUAGAUGCGGCUGAGCGUUAUCGGUACCCAAUUUAAAGUAUUAAAAUAAAUUUCCAAACUAUCUUUCAUUUGAAGAGAAAUAAAGCAAUAGCGUACGUAAAACUGUA
Messenger RNA from Anopheles coluzzii, 2401 nucleotides. RefSeq names its product actin-related protein 3 (gene Arp3). Gene Ontology annotation, cellular component: Arp2/3 protein complex; actin cortical patch. Lineage: Eukaryota; Metazoa; Arthropoda; Insecta; Diptera; Culicidae. The transcript is spliced from 6 exons. Bases 463 to 1719 code for a protein of 418 amino acids. Gene Ontology annotation, biological process: Arp2/3 complex-mediated actin nucleation. The record is from RefSeq and is a predicted model, not a curated record. Gene Ontology annotation, molecular function: actin filament binding.